AUGUUUCAUCCAGUCAAGUCCCGCGGCGUUUGCUCCCCCUUCCCGUCUCGGGAUGGCUGGCACAGCUCGAACAGGGCAGAGCUGACAGCGCUUGCAUGGUUGCCCCGUCAACGCUUGUCAAAAGAGGAUCAACUGCACCACAAGCUGAACAGCUCCGGCAUUGACGUCCUUUUUGAUCCCGCGGGGCCCUCUCUUGUGUGUUUUUUUGCAUACCGCACUCCUCCAAUUAUCACCACCUCCAGAGAACCACAGCGUUGUAAGGCGCCGGUCGCAAACAUGGGGGGCUCCAACCAACCGUACAUGUACGAGCCAGUCUUGAAGGACGACGAACGCUUCCCUGUUCCCGUGUUUGACCCCAAGGCCGUCACUCGGGCGAGUUAUGAGAAGAAAAAGCCGAAGCCGAAGCCGAACGGCCCGCUUGUCUCGAUCAACCGCCAUCCAGAUGCCCAUGUCGUCCCGACAGGCCGGACCAACUUUAGGACCCUGGGUGCCUCGACCAAGAGCUGGAUCAAGGGGAUGAGAGCUGUGCAGCUGUGUUUGCGUGUGCUCGAGUUGAUUGCCGCCCUUGGUUUUCUGACUCUGUGCAUUCUCUUGAAGGGGUUUGAGGAACUAACAGGAUGGGUUAUGCGCGUCACCUUUGGUGUCGUGAUCAUCCACUGCAUCUACUCCAUCUACCACCACUCCAAGCCAGCAUCCGGCAAGACCCCCGGCUCAUCAGCAGCCUACCAAGUCUUUGGCGGUAUCUCCGACCUUGCUGUCCUCCCGCUCUACACCUACGGCAUCUUUUCAUGCCGCAACCAGGCUGACAAGUGGUCCACUCUUCUCACCAACCAAGAUCUUGUCCAGAAGUACUUUGUCCCCUCCCUCUACUACGGUCUCAUGGGCGCUGCUGGGCUGCAUCUCGUCUCCCUCGCCAUCUCCCUCUGGCUCGGCGUCGUGUUCCGCCGCAUCUCCAUGAUGCCCCCAGACAUGAAUCCCCUCGAGAACCGCUUCACCUCCCGCGCCCACAAGCGCAACAAGUCCUCCAUCGUUACCACCACCACCACCACCAGCUACUCGGACUCUGAAAAGCGCGUCAGCACCCUCUCGGACCGCAUCCGUGACAGCAUCCCAGCCUACGACCCGGAAACCUCCCGCCCCCCUUCCGUUCCUUUCAUGCACACCCGUCAAAGCUCGUAUGACUCCCAGGACUCAAGGAAGGGCCUCCCGUCGAGACAAUACCAAAUCCCCCACUCCAACCGCUCCUCCGGCACAGCCCAGGACUUUCAGCGCAUGUCCGCCCCUCCUCCUGUUCCCGCCCAUUCCAGCGGGCAAUCUUCCCCAACCAAAUCCCGCGCUUCCUACACCGAGCUCCCACUCGGAGAGACGGAUCUCGGCGCCCCCCGGCCAAGGUCAAUGUUCAACCCCCCAACCACCUUUUCCGACGACGAUGACGACCACCCUCAGACUUCGGCUGUUAAAUCCCACCACCCCACCCCGGUUUCCCCGUCGCAAGUCCAGCAGCCGAGGACAGCGAGGUUCACAGAGGCAUGGUACACAACCCCCAGCCUGGUCAGCCGCACCGCGCAGCGAAACCCGCAGUACCAAACCCUCGACCCCGACUCCGAGUCUUCGGACAAUGAUGAAAAUGAUUUCAACUACAGGACUAAUCUCGGACCCUCACCGGCCCAUCCCAACCCGCUUGGUUCCCACCCCCCACGCUCCCCGUCCCCGCCACCAAAGAGGCAUUCCACCCCCUUUUCAAGGCUGAGGGAUUCAAUCCUGGGGGAGGUCAGCCCCAAUGACCGCCGCGUGUCUGGCGACAUAACAGAGAUGAAGACGCCUGCUCGGAAACAGCUGAAUAGACAGAGUUCCAUCCAGGCGGAUUCGAGUUUUUAUUCCAAGCCGUAUGGGGAUUUGAGGGCGAGGACGCCGCCGGUUAUCGUGGGGAGUUUGGGGCUUGGUGAGGUUGUGGAGGAGGAGGAGACGAGGAAUAAUAUGAGGCAGGUGAGCAGUGGGAAUGAUUUUGAUGGUGGGCCGGUGGGGGUGGGGGUGAGGAUGAGGCAUGUUAGCGGGCGGGAGGCGGAGGAGGGGAGGGCGGGGGUUACGCCUCCUCCUUUGGAGAUUAAGAAAAAGAAGGGGAAUGGGGAGGUGAAGGGGGGGCAUGUGGCUGCCAUGAGGAGUAGGUAUUCGGUUUUGAACGAGUAG
Podospora anserina S mat+ is the source of this 2187-nucleotide messenger RNA. RefSeq lists its product as uncharacterized. Lineage: Eukaryota; Fungi; Ascomycota; Sordariomycetes; Sordariales; Podosporaceae. The record is from RefSeq and is a predicted model, not a curated record. The transcript is spliced from 3 exons. Bases 1 to 2187 code for a protein of 728 amino acids.